UUAAUAGUAUUAAAUUAUACUGAGAGAAGGAGGAAGUGAGUCGUCUAAAGUGAUUGCAUUGGAAAUAAAGAGUGGUCAACUACCAUUUUGAUAACCCCCGUUGAAGAUGGCCUGAACAGGGGUCUCCGUCGAGGACUUGGCUUCAUGGCCAUCAUUUUCUUUUGAUUGCCCAUGCUUUUUUGUAUCAUUUCCACAAAUUUUAAGGAAUCACGCUGUAGUUUUUGAAGCCGUUCAUCUUGAUUCUUGCUGGUUAUGGUGAUAAUUGUUUAGGUUUGCACCUACCCACCGGAGAAAAUCCCAAAUAGAAUGAAGAAUAAUAGUUACUUAUAGACGACUGCAAUGAGUAUCCGAGUUUGACUUCUCCAUUAUUUUGUUCUAACCACGAAACGACGGCGUGGUUAGCUUUCGUACCAAUAAUGCUUGCUUUCACUCGGCGAUGAUGCACACACUUAUAUCAAUACUUCUCUUUAAUUUAGUAUUUGUAGCAGUGUCAGUCCUUGGCGCUGAUAGUUAUAGCAGACAGGAUUUUCCUUCUGGUUUUAUUUUUGGUUCUGGCACUUCUGCUUAUCAGGUGGAAGGAGCAGCUGGCGAGGAUGGUAGAACUCCCAGUGUAUGGGAUACUUUUGCUCAUCAGGGAUUUUUGAAUGGUGACACUGGAGAUGUAGCAGCGGACGGAUAUCACAAAUACAAGGAAGAUGUUCAACUUAUGGUUGAAACUGGUUUGGAUGCAUAUAGAUUUUCAAUCUCAUGGCCCAGACUCAUCCCCAAUGGAAGAGGCCCUGUCAAUCCAAAGGGUUUACAGUAUUACAACAAUCUCAUCAAUGAGCUUAUUCGUCAUGGCAUCCAACCACAUGUCACGCUAUUCCAUUAUGAUCACCCGCAGGUACUUGAAGAUGAGUAUGGUGGAUGGAUUAGCCGAAAAAUAGUGAAAGAUUUUACAGAUUAUGCAGAUGUUUGUUUCAGAGAGUUUGGGGAUAGGGUCUCAUACUGGACUACUCUGAACGAGCCUAAUGUGUAUCUGAUGGCUGGUUAUGACCUAGGAAUGUUUCCGCCCAGGCGUUGCUCUCCUCCAUUUGGAUUCAACUGCACCAAAGGCAACUCCUCAACAGAACCAUACUUGGUUGCUUAUCAUAUCUUGAUGGCACAUACUUCAGCUGUGAGACUGUACAGGGAGAAGUAUCAGCGCAAGCAGCUUGGAUUUGUUGGGAUAAAUCUGUUUGGGUAUGGAUUUGUUCCUUUAACAAACUCAACAGAAGAUGUGCUUGCAACUCAGAGAGUCAAAGAUUUCUAUGUUGGCUUGUUUAUGAAUCCUUUAGUGUUUGGAGACUAUCCUGAAACAGUAAAAAGAAACGCAGGCUCAAGAAUACCAUCCUUCUCCAACUACGAAUCCGAACAGGUUAAGGGUUCAUUUGACUUUGUUGGUGUAAAUUACUAUUCGACGGUAACAAUCAAAGACAACUCCGACGUCUUGAAAUCUGAACAUAGAGAUUUUAUGGAUGAUAUGGCUAUAGAGAUGUCAUUUGGGAUGACUACAUCACCACCAGAGUCACCCGUCAGGUCUUGGGGUCUGCAAUUAGUACUGGAAGACUUCAAGCAAGCUUAUGGAAACCCACCUAUUUACAUUCAUGAAAAUGGUCAGAUGACCCCCCGAAAUUCGUCACUGGAAGACAUUUCUAGGGUGAAAUGUCUUCAUUCAAACAUUGGGAGUCUACUUGAUGCUGUCAGGAAUGGAUCAAAUGCAAGAGGGUAUAUUACAUGGUCUUUCUUGGAUGUAUUCGAGUUAAUAGAUGGCUACAAUUCAAGCUACGGCUUGUAUUACGUAGAUCGAGAUGAUCUUGAACUGAAGAGAUACCCUAAGCUCUCUGCACACUGGUUUUCUCACUUUUUGAAAGGAGGAAAUGUCAAUUCUGAUCAAAUUAUCCAACUUGCCACAAGUUUUUCACCUGUAUCUGCUAAUCACUUCUUUCAGCAGAUUUCAUAAUUCAUAUUCAAGUAUUCAUUUUAACUUUUGAACUAUGAAGCACCAACACUUCUUGGAGGUUCCGUAUGCAGGAGAGACGCAUGGACACGUAUGGGACAUGGAAAAUUAAGUGUCCCAACAGAUUCUACGGUUGACAGGGAGGACACGUGGGGGGCAUCCCAGGGAAGACACCUUGUUAUUGGAGUUGAUUGUAAUAAAUUAAACUUCUUAUUUUACUUAUAUUAUAUGAUAAUUAAUAUUAUUUACAUAAUAUGUAUAUUUAUUGUAUGGAUAUAUAAAUAAUGUGCAGUGUC
Molecule: messenger RNA, 2274 nt
Organism: Mercurialis annua (annual mercury)
Lineage: Eukaryota; Viridiplantae; Streptophyta; Magnoliopsida; Malpighiales; Euphorbiaceae
Product: beta-glucosidase 11-like
Exons: 14
Coding region: 437-1981 (514 amino acids)
Biological process (GO): carbohydrate metabolic process
Molecular function (GO): beta-glucosidase activity
Source: RefSeq, a predicted model, not a curated record